Messenger RNA from Pelagomonas calceolata, 995 nucleotides. The record is from the annotation of a GenBank genome assembly. NCBI's taxonomy places the organism in Eukaryota, Pelagophyceae, Pelagomonadales, Pelagomonadaceae.
AUGAGCGAGCUCGGCGCCGCCGCGGCCCACCCCGACUACCCAAUGUGGUCGAGCUUGUUGCGCUGGAGCCUGGCGCAGGGCUCCGACGGCACGAGUGCGUCGCCGCAGGGGCCCAUGAGCGAGGAAAAGCGCAAGUUUCUGGAAGGUGCCUUAAAAGCGAUGGGCGAGGACGGCGCCGAGCGCCAGCGCGCGAUCUUUGAAGCCGUGCAGAAAUAUGUGGACGGCGCGGGCGACGCGGACGCGUGUGUGGAUGCGCUGGAGCAGCUCGAGGACGACGCCCAGGACCUCGACGCGGCGCGCGACCUGCUGAAGGUGGGGAUGCUGGGCCUCGUCCUGAAAGCGGUCGACGCGGACGACGCGGCCGUCUCGGCGGCGGCGUGCGGCGUCGUCGCCGUGGCCACCGCGAACGACGCCGAGGUGCAGAACGGCGCGGGCCAACAGGCCGUGGACGCGCUGCUCGGGGCGUGGCGGCGGAGCGCGGCCAGGGAGGACGACGGCUGGGGCCGGCGCGCGCUGCACGCGCUCUGCGCGACGACGCGCAACGCGCCCAUGGAGAAGCGCUACGUAGAAAAAGACGCCUGCGAGGUGCUCAAGUACGCGCUCCUGCGCUCGGCCACGAAGGACGGCGCGCGCCUCGCGGCAAAGGCGGCCUUCGCGCUCCAAGCCUUGCUCGCCGACGACCCGGGCCGCAAGACGCACCUCGGGUCGGCGAUCAACGCGGCGACGCGCCACCUCGAGGCGCCGCCGCUGUUCGCGGACGACGUCGCGGCCGACGCGGCGCGGCGCCAGCUCCGCGAGCACUGCGCGCGCGCCGUCGCCCGCGCCGGGCCGCCCAAGCGCGCGGAGCAGUGCGCCGCCGCGGCGAAGCGGUUCCUGGGCGACGCGGCGCGCGCGGCGGCGUGCGAGGCCGAGGGCGUCGCGGACUCCCUGGCGGUGCUCGAGGGGCGCGAGUCGUAGUAGCUGUUUUUCUUGUGGUAAUUUAGAGCGGUUUUUUA